Messenger RNA from Akanthomyces muscarius, 927 nucleotides. RefSeq lists its product as uncharacterized. Lineage: Eukaryota; Fungi; Ascomycota; Sordariomycetes; Hypocreales; Cordycipitaceae. The transcript is spliced from 2 exons. Bases 1 to 927 code for a protein of 308 amino acids. The record is from RefSeq and is a predicted model, not a curated record. Gene Ontology annotation, molecular function: hydrolase activity, acting on carbon-nitrogen (but not peptide) bonds, in linear amides.
AUGACAGAGACAUUGCCAAACAAAGUGCGCGUCGCUCUCGUCCAACUUUAUUCGCAUCCAACGGAUAUCGAGGGCAACUUUGACCGUGCGGCAAGCCACAUUCGCAAAGCCGCGGCGGACGGCGCUCACAUCGCCGUGCUACCCGAGUACUACUUGGGUGACUUUUUCGAGCAGCUGAAAGAUCCUGCGACCGCCGUAGCGACUUCAGCCUCUUACCUGCAGCGCUACCAGUCUCUGGCGCGAGAGCUAAAGAUUGGCAUCGUUCCGGGCACGUUGCUAGAAACCAAGACCCAGGGCACUGCCGCCAGCACCACAUUCACCGGUAAGCUUGCCAACACGGCAUACUUCAUCGGGCCAGACGGUGCCCUGCUCGGCCGCUACCAGAAAAAGAACCUGUGGCACCCCGAGAGGCCUCAUGUCGUCGCCGACAGCGAGUCCCCGCACCGCGCCUUUGACACGCCGUGGGGGCGCAUCGGUCUCAUCAUCUGCUGGGACAUGGCGUUCCCCGAGGCGACGCGCGCGCUCAUCUCGGACGGGGCGCGCAUCGUCAUCUGCUCGUCGUGCUGGCUGGCAGAGGACGGGGGCGCGGGGCGGCAGGUGAAUGCCGAUUGCGAGGCGCUCUUUUUGCGCAACGCAAUCGUGUCGCGGGCGUUUGAGAGCACGUGCGCCGUCGUCUUUGUGAAUGCAGCCGGUCCCGCCGGCAGCAUAGAUGGUAAAGACUCGCGAGGGCUGGAGUUUAUAGGGCAGAGCCAGGUGGCGAUGCCGUUGCAGGGGAGUCGCUGUAUGCUUGGUCGGGCGGAGGAGGUGAGGGUGGUGGAACUGGACAUGGAUGUGCUGGAUGUGGCCGAGGACGUGUACAAGAUUCGGCAAGAUAUGGCCAGGCCAGGGUGGCAUUACCCCCUCCACGUCAGUGAAGAUAGAUCUUAG